AGAUGCGCCACUCGUGCGUAAAACACUGGCACCGUCUCCAAAGCGCACAGGAAGCAUCAAGAAGAAACACCACCACCCGAAACCAUAAAUAACCAUCGUAAACCUUAUCGUGGACACGUUCAACCUUUAAAACUAAUUUUAAAUCGUCGGCACCGGGGGAGGAGAGAAUCAGAGGAGGAGGGCAAGGAUAUAAGACAAACGCAACAUCGGCAAGAUGUCAUUUUCAUGCCGACUUCAUAAAGGAAAAGUGACAGAGUGAACCCGCGUGGAGAUAAACAAAGUGCCAAAUGUUUUUAAAGACUUGGAAAUGGAAAACCAACCUUGAAAGAAACUUGAUAGGGGACCGCUCAUUUAGUGAGAAUGAAGCUGGGCGUCUGGAGCGUUUUCACAUCAAGGACACUUUACCGCGGAUGAACCCUCCUAGGGUGAGAUUUUUUUGUGGAGAAAAUUAAUCCGUCAAGAUUAUUAUUUAUGUAUGGUUUCGUAUCAUCUAACUGUCUGUACAGUAAAUAGGGGAAAUAACAAUACAUGAGAGUAGUUGACAUAGUUCCUACAUUUUCGUAACAUCCCAGAAACUGAAACAUCUAAAAUAACUGACCUAAAAUUAACUAGUGGAGCUUCUCAGUGACCUGCUGGUGGUGCCUAGACCUCAGAUUGGGAACUGUUGUUCUCUUCUCAGUUAUCUGCCAGUGGUCAGAGGCAGAGCUCCUGUCCAGUGAUACUAUGGACUAUAACUGAUGUAUCCUAUGUGAGAAGAUAUCAAAAAAGGAAGACAAAGAAACAAAUCUUUCUCUAAUCAACUAAUUAAUAAUUUAUUUAUCUGUGGAUAUUUGUCUCACAAUGCUCAGAGACUCUUAGUUUGCCAACGUCCAUUUCACUUUCUCUUCAAACAUGGAGAAUAUGUCUAUCCCGGGCGGUGCACCGCCAGUCUGCAACGACUCUGUGGACUUCUACUCCCUCACGUCAGGGAACCACACUAACCUGAACUGCACGCUUCCCCCUGAGUUUCCCUUCUAUGCUGACCUUUACGUCAUUUUACCGGUCAUCUAUUCUGUAAUCUGCGCAGUGGGACUGACAGGCAACACGGCUGUCAUCUACGUGAUCCUCAAAGCCCCCAAGAUGAAAACAGUAACUAAUAUGUUCAUCCUGAACUUGGCCAUUGCUGAUGAUUUGUUUACUUUGGUGUUGCCGAUCAACAUUGCCGAACACUUGCUGCACUACUGGCCUUUCGGUGAGGUUUUGUGCAAAGUUAUCCUUAGCAUUGACCACUACAACAUCUUCUCCAGUAUCUAUUUCCUAACAGUUAUGAGCAUUGACCGCUACCUGGUUGUUUUGGCCACGGUGAGAUCCAAGCGCAUGCCUUACCGCACGUACCGAGCAGCCAAAAUCAUCUCAUUGUGUGUCUGGAUCCUCGUUAUUCUCAUUGUCAUGCCUUUCACUGUUUUCGCUGGUGUCUACAUCAACCCCAAUGAUGAGAGGAAGAGCUGCGUGCUCAGCUUCCCCAGCCCUGAGAGUCUGUGGUUCAAAGCGAGCCGGAUCUACACGCUCAUACUGGGCUUUGCCAUUCCAGUCUCAACCAUCUGUAUCUUAUACACAAUGAUGCUCUACAAGCUGAGGAACAUGCGGCUCAACAGCAAUGCCAAGGCGCUGGACAAGGCCAAGAAGAAAGUCACCAUCAUGGUGUUUAUUGUCUUGGCUGUGUGCUUGUUCUGCUGGACGCCGUUCCACCUCAGCACCAUUGUGGCUCUGACGACGGACCUGAGGACCACACCGCUGCUAAUUGGGAUCUCCUACUUCAUAACCAGCCUGAGCUACGCCAACUCCUGCCUCAACCCUUUCCUCUACGCCUUCCUGGAUGACAGCUUCAGGAAAGCCUUCAAGAAGAUGUUGGAAUGUAGACCGGCCUGAAUAUGUGACGUAGGAUAGAGUCUACGUAGUCUACAGAGACUUACUACGUCAGGACAGACUGUGACGAAAAAAUGGGAUGGGAAAGAUUGACUCAAAUCAAAGCAGAAGUCAGAUUUGAUUGGUUUGUUAAAGCUGCACUAGGCAACCUUGUACAUUGUUUGCACAUGAUAGCUAUCGAUAGAGAUAACUAUCUUUUUAUUUAUCUUUAAUAUGUGUAAAAUGUAAAAUUAUGUAAACUGCACACCACAUUCUUAAUGUGACAAAACGUAAAUGCUUUAUACUACAGCAAACCAAAGUGAUGAGAGAGGACUCCAGCUUCAUCUAGACAGAGCUGUUUGAGUCUCACUCCUCAGUUUAAAUUCAAUUCCUGUGGCCGGAAAAUAUAUCAUCUUGUUAGCACAAAUAAAUCUGAAGCCUCUUAUGAGAGAAGGCAUGGUUUUCUUUGUCACAGCUGGACUGUUGUAUUUUUACUGAAUUUGCCUAGUGCAGCUUUUUAUGGGUCUGAGAGCACAGUAUGAGAAUAUUGAAAGUUGACAGAAAUGGGCAAUAUUGCGAUAGAGAAUGAAAAAUAACAGUGACAUACAGAACAAUAAUGGAAUUAAAAAGAACCAACAGUUUGUUAUACUAUAACUGUCGGCAGAAUUGCCCAUCAUCAUCGUGUCUGAAGAACUGGCCAUGAAAUCUGAUUGUUUUCCAAGUGAAGACUGCAAAUUAAAUUGUCAGAGCUUUUUCCAUGACGGUAAAAAAUCCAAUUAUGAGGCAGCGAGUUGAGAUGGGUCGCUGUAAACAGUUGUGACCUUCUCUGGACUCCAUCUGGACUCAGAGGACGGAGGAACACCUCUGAGGGGUCAAACAUCUGCUGUGUGGAGAAAAUAGAGUUCAACACAGUGUCACUGAUUGGCAUGCUGUCAGUCUCAUCAACGUUAUGAGAAUAGUCAGGGUUGGAGGUUAACAGGAUACAUGUCAGGAGAUUAAGGGUGUUUAGUUAUGAAUUGCUCAUUGUUAUCCAUUACCAAAACUGGAUGAAAAAAAAGUUUACCUGUAAAAUCAAACCUGGUGGGAUGACAUAUUGAAAUAUUGUUUGAUCAUUGUAUGCAAACACUUAAUCUGCCUUUAAAUUAUGUUGUGUUUUGAGCAAAGUAAUCUCAAUUGAACCAAAUUAUAUGUUUUGUAGAUCACAUGAGGCUUUAGAGUUCUGUUUUUCAGGUAAAUAAGCAGGUUACAGAGAUCCAUUUGCAAAAUACGAUCCGAACAAUGAAAAUGUUGAAGCAUAGACUCUUUAAAUGAAGGCACUGUUUGGAUGAACAAUGUGUUUGGUACACAUUAUUUUUUACAGAAUGUAUAUGUACCACUUAAGAAAUGAAAAAGGAACCUCACCAACCCUGACAACAGUACUGUAGGCCUGAUGUAAGACAGGCAUGGGACAGGAGGGCUAUGUAAAAUGGAAUCUGCAUUGCUCGUCUCUAUUUUGUUGUGAGCUUUUGUUGCCCCCUGUUGUCAACAGGGCGGCAUUAGCUGAAAAUGCGGCCAGAGCCAUUUACAGACUUUGUGCAAAACCAUUAAUGAAGGGAGUUACACAUUUCCUCACCGCUUGUUCCAGUGUCUGUGACAUGUACAUUUAUAAAGAUUAUGUACAAUUUCUCCUUUCACUUCAUGGAUAUUUAGCAUCUUUUGGUAUCUGACAGUAAAAAUAUGUGCAAUCCAAUGACAUUCACAUACUGCAGAAACUUAGCAUCUAUCUCUAUUCAGUGGUAUAGUACAGAGUUUGUUUUGCACAGUUAAAAUCAUGAAGACACUGAAAACAUGAUGGUAUUGUUUGCACAGCAUAAAAACGAGGGGCGUGUUUGAGGCUUCACUAUGUAAAAUCACAAUAUCAGGAUACUUGUAAAACGAAAAAUUUUUAAUGUCUUCUCUAAGACUUUAAGUGUGAUUUGGUAAGAUAAGGGGGAGAUUUGCUGGAGAUUUGUAGGACUUAUAUGCAUUUAUUUGAUGUAUUCUUAAUUAAAUAAUGAUUUAAUUGUUUUUAACCAUCAUUGUCUAUUGCAUGACACUUUUUUGUGUGCAGCUUUCAAGCACAUGCAAGAUCCAAAUUUACAGGUGAUUUCCACAAUGACAAUUCUAACUUUGCGUAACCAGUUUUUCUGAUUGAUGGGUAAAGCAUUAUAUUUCAAAAAACCUCAUCGAUGCCAGUUUGCAGCAUUAACUCAGCAGUAACAAACCUGCUACAUCCUGCUUACCUGCUAGCCAUGUAAACUCCUGAUUUCAACUUUCAUUUUACAGUAAUUUCCUUUAAAUAAUGAUAAUAAAAUAUUUUUACAUUUUGUGUCUGUGUAUUGCGGCAAUUAACUCAUAGUAUGUGAUGGUCUUUUAAAGCCCGUUUCAUUCUAUCAAACAGAAAUACUCUGAUAUGUGUCUGUGUGUCAUCUUACACACUUUUCUCAAAUUUGUAAUGGAGGAAGAACAGUCCAUCAGUCAAGUAGAGUUGAAGAAGUUACUUCUUGCGCUCAUUUAUCCAGCAUUAAUCUUCUAGGUUUAAGUUAUGUUUCUGUCUUCAGUGUUGUACAAUUUAACAUUAUAGUGUAACAGACAGUUUACUUCCUUGGGUGUAUUUGACUAUUUUUUUUUUAUAAAUGUUGUAAAUCAUGAAACACAAUGCCAGUGUAACUCCUUUCAGCCUUUGAUGGCUAUAAAAUCAGCAAAAACCUUUUUCUCCAACACUCCCUGUUGGAGAUGACAGCAGCUUACAGAGGUUAAGCAAGCAUGUGACAUAAAUUUGCUUCUACAAAGGCUUUGUCUGUAUGGCCCUGACUGCAACAACAGAAACCAUUCUGUAUGUACUGCUGUAAAUAGUUCAGUCUUUUCCAUUUAACUGUACAGAAUGUAUAGUGACAGCGAUGUAUAGUCAAAUAUUCAAAGUAGAACUUGUGUCACACAUAUGAGAAAUUAUAUAAAAUUUGAGUUGAAGAUUAUGAAUCA
Morone saxatilis (striped sea-bass) is the source of this 4884-nucleotide messenger RNA. RefSeq names its product neuropeptides B/W receptor 2b (gene npbwr2b). The record is from RefSeq and is a predicted model, not a curated record. Gene Ontology annotation, cellular component: neuron projection; membrane. The transcript has a single exon. The coding region runs from base 892 to 1908 and encodes 338 amino acids. Gene Ontology annotation, biological process: neuropeptide signaling pathway. Lineage: Eukaryota; Metazoa; Chordata; Actinopteri; Moronidae. Gene Ontology annotation, molecular function: neuropeptide binding; neuropeptide receptor activity.